AUGGACGGUGAACCUCACGAUGUGCCAAUCUCAAGCAGAGAGCACGCACAAUCGCUUGAUGCCCAAGACCCCCUUUCCCACCUCAAAGAGCAGUUUCUCAUCCCUUCCAAAGGGCAAUUGAAAGCGGAGUCAUUGCAGGCAGCGUCUCGUGAUUCCGCGUCAGCUGAUGGCCAUGACUCUGAGAAUUCCAUCUACCUGGUGUACCUCUGUGGAAACUCUCUCGGACCCCAACCAAAGCUGGUAGCCACCCGUUUGCAGCAGCAUCUGAAUACGUGGUCCUCUCAAGGAGUCUUUGGCCAUUUCAAGGCAUUGAACCAGUCUCCCUUGCCCACAUGGCUAGAUGCCGACGCAAAGGCGUCAGAGAGCAUAGCUCCAAUCGUUGGAGCACACCCUGAUGAGGUUGCCGUGAUGCAAACACUGACGGCCAACCUACAUUUUCUGAUGAGUGCUUUUUACAAGCCGGAUAUUACGAAACGUCACAAGAUUAUCCUGGAGACCAAAGCUUUUCCUUCCGAUCACUUUGUCGUGGAAACCCAAAUCAGACACCACAACCUCAACCCAGAAACUUCCAUGAUCACAAUCUCCCCUCCGACCCCGGAAACACCUCUCACAACCGAUCACAUCAUCUCCAUCCUCGACGCCAACGCCAACGACACCGCUCUCCUCCUCCUACCCGGAAUCCAAUUUUACACCGGUCAAUUCCUCAAUAUCCCUCUCAUCACCGCUCACGCCCGCUCUCUCGGAAUCUUCACCCUCUGGGAUCUCGCUCACGCGGUUGGUAACGUCCCUCUUCAACUCCACGACUGGGACGUAGACGCCGCGGUAUGGUGUACCUACAAAUACCUCAACAGCGGCCCUGGCACCAUCGGUGGUCUUUUCGUACACUCCCGCCACGCAGAGUCAAAAGUCAAUCGUCUAGGCGGCUGGUGGGGAAGUUCAAAAUCGACUCGUUUCGCUAUGGAUAAUUCAUACUCGCCUAUUCCCGGUGCGGCAGGAUUUCAACUUUCGAACCCGAGUAUAUUAGAUAUCACCGCUCUAAAUGCGUCCCUUGAGGUCUUCGCCAUGGCAGGCGGAAUGCAGCCACUCCGUGCUAAAUCUCUGAAAUUAACUGCAUAUCUCGAAUCACUUCUUCGCGCCUCACAGGCUUUCAAGAAUCACCUUUUCAAGAUCCUCACACCUUCAGAUCCCGAACAGAGAGGUGCACAACUCAGUUUGCAACUUGUACCAGGAUUACUGCAUGUAGUCAUGCGGGAGUUGGUACUAAGAAGUGUAGUUGUCGACGAGCGACAGCCGGAUGUGGUACGCGUAGCUCCAGCACCACUUUUCAAUUCUUUCGAAGACUGUUGGGUGUUUGUGGAUGCUUUUGCACAAGCGAUUGAGAUUGCUGUGAAAGCAAAGGAGAACGGUGAUGAUGGGAAGAAACAGGGGAUCGAGGGUGGAGAGUUGGAAAUGACAAGUUAG
Glarea lozoyensis ATCC 20868 is the source of this 1461-nucleotide messenger RNA. Its product is annotated as PLP-dependent transferase. Gene Ontology annotation, biological process: NAD+ biosynthetic process. The record is from RefSeq and is a predicted model, not a curated record. Gene Ontology annotation, cellular component: cytoplasm. The coding region runs from base 1 to 1461 and encodes 486 amino acids. The transcript has 3 exons. NCBI's taxonomy places the organism in Eukaryota, Fungi, Ascomycota, Leotiomycetes, Helotiales, Helotiaceae. Gene Ontology annotation, molecular function: kynureninase activity; pyridoxal phosphate binding.